CCCUCCCCAACCUCACACCCAACUCUCCAAACAACGCCCCUCCCUCACCUCGUUACGAACACCCCCAGAAUUAAAAUGGAACCCCUAACCACCGCCCCCGACACAACAACCUUCACCCCGCUCGCGGAGCACCAAUCCCGCACGCCCAGCUCCUUCCACACGGGGCCAGCCAUCCUCUACUACCACCGCCGGGACUGCCACCUCGUGGUCCUCGAGCGCGACCUCCUCGCCAACCCGACCCUGCGCGCCUUGCAAGCCAGCAGCACCACGAAUGGCGCCGUCAUCAGCACCAGCACCAGCACCAGCACCACCGCUACAAGCGAAGAGGAUGCAACCCCCAAGGAACUAACGCUAUCCAACAUCACCGUCUGGGUUACCUCCGAAAAAUUCCUUCUCUACUCCCCCACCACAAACGCAGGGCUCUCAAUCCCCUACCCCUCCAUCUCGCUGCACGCCAUCCAACGCCUGCGUCUCCCAGCUUCCUCCGCAACCGCUGCCAGCCAGGCAGAAGAACAGCAACAGCAACAAGGCCUCUACAUGCAGAUCGCCACCCCCUCCACCGGGGGAUUCUCCGCCGAGGACGACGAGGAAGAAUGCACGAUUCUGACGCUGGUGCCGCCUUCACAGCCGCAACAAGGGAAGAGUGAAGGGCUCGGUGCGGAGACCGAAACGGAAACGGAAACGGAAACUCCCACGCAGGCGCUGUAUGCUGCGGUGUCGGCGUGCUCGAACCUGCAUCCGGAUCCGGUGGAGCCCGGGGAUGAGGAUGAGGAUGAGGACGAAGACGAAGGACAAGAAGACAGUGCAUUGUUGCAGUCCGGGUUGAUUGCCAUGGGGAAUGGGGCGGGCGGGUUGCCGCCCCCGAUGGAUGGGAGUUCCGGGUGGAUCACGGCGGAGAACAUGCAUGAGUUUUUCGAUGAGGAGGGGAAUUGGAUCGGGGGCGGGCAGGAGCCGACGUUGUCUCUGGGUCCCGGGGCGGGAACGGUAAGGCAGAGGGAGGAGGACGGUGCGGUAGCGCAGCAGGAUGGUGAUAUGAAUGGGGAGGCCGAGAGUGAGGAGACCAAGUGGAGGAGAACGGAUUAGUUGCACGAUGCUUCAGGCCUCUAUACAG
This is a messenger RNA of Aspergillus uvarum CBS 121591, 1111 nucleotides long. Its product is annotated as Voldacs domain-containing protein. Gene Ontology annotation, cellular component: spliceosomal complex; cytosol. The record is from RefSeq and is a predicted model, not a curated record. The transcript is spliced from 2 exons. Gene Ontology annotation, biological process: mRNA cis splicing, via spliceosome. Lineage: Eukaryota; Fungi; Ascomycota; Eurotiomycetes; Eurotiales; Aspergillaceae. Bases 76 to 1083 code for a protein of 335 amino acids.